AUGGACAUUCGCGUGCUCCGCCCAGAAGAUAUUCCACACGUGCAACUAGCCAAUAUUACGAAUUUGCCGGAAAACUACUUUUGCAAGUACUACCUGUACCAUGCAUUGAGCUGGCCGCAACUCAGCUACGUAGCCGUAGAUGUCUCGCGCCCCCCCAAAACCCCCUACGACCCCCCCAAAAUCGUCGGCUACGUGCUUGCAAAAAUGGAAGAAGAACCCACUGACGGCGUGCAACACGGCCACAUCACCUCGCUCUCUGUCAUGCGCACACACCGCCGCCUGGGGCUUGCCGAGAAACUAAUGCGCCAAUCCCAACGCGCCAUGGCCGAGACCUUUAACGCACACUACGUCUCCUUGCACGUCCGCGUCUCCAACACCGCAGCCCUGCACUUGUACCGCGAGACGCUGGGCUUCAAGGUGGAUAAGGUCGAGGCCAAGUACUAUGCGGAUGGCGAGGAUGCGUAUAGUAUGCGGAUUGAGCUUGCGGAUGUUAAGAGGGCGGUUAAGGAGGAGGAGGAGAGUGUUUGGGGGAGUGAGGGUGUGGAUGAGGGGGAGGCUGUUGGGAGUGAGGGGCGCGACGAGGUUAAGAUGGUGAAGAUGGGGAGGGGGAGGGGGGUUGUGGAUUUGGUGGAGAAGAAUGAGGCUGCUACUACUACUGCUACUGCGUAG
Molecule: messenger RNA, 669 nt
Organism: Bipolaris victoriae FI3
Lineage: Eukaryota; Fungi; Ascomycota; Dothideomycetes; Pleosporales; Pleosporaceae
Exons: 2
Coding region: 1-669 (222 amino acids)
Biological process (GO): N-terminal peptidyl-glutamic acid acetylation
Cellular component (GO): NatA complex
Molecular function (GO): protein N-terminal-serine acetyltransferase activity; protein-N-terminal-glutamate acetyltransferase activity
Source: RefSeq, a predicted model, not a curated record